Protobothrops mucrosquamatus (brown spotted pit viper) is the source of this 1324-nucleotide messenger RNA. It is a transcript of the gene IPO4, whose product is annotated as importin 4. The annotation marks the transcript as partial. The record is from RefSeq and is a predicted model, not a curated record. Gene Ontology annotation, molecular function: small GTPase binding; nuclear import signal receptor activity. Gene Ontology annotation, cellular component: nucleus; cytoplasm. Gene Ontology annotation, biological process: protein import into nucleus. Lineage: Eukaryota; Metazoa; Chordata; Lepidosauria; Squamata; Viperidae. The transcript has 13 exons.
AUGGCAGCCCAGCCGGAGCUGGAGCAGAUCCUGGCGCUCUUGCUGCAGCCUGACAACGCCGUCAUCCAACAGGCAACAGCGCAGCUGAAAGAAUUACUAAAGCAACCGGCAGCUCUUUCCCACCUCUGCCAUGUCAUGACACAUUCACAAGACCCUCAGAUCCAGCAGUUUGCCGCCGUGUUGCUGAGACGGCGGCUGAGCAAGCACUGGAAGAAAAUUGCCGCAGCGGAUCAAGAGAUGCUCAAAACCCUGGUGCUAAACAGCUUGCAACAGCAGACAGACCAUAAAGUCUCCCUGGGCUUAGCCCAGCUGGCGGCCGUCAUCUUGAAGAACGAGACCUUGGAGAAGUGGCCCCAGAUGCUUCAGAGCAUUCAGCACGGGGCCCGCUCCCGAGACCCCAGCAGGUGCCAGAUGGCGUUGCUGCUGCUGCAGUCGGCUCUGGAUCUGGACCCAGACCAGUUCUCUCCCUACUACAAAGAUCUCCUGCGCCUCUUCCAUCAGACGCUCAACAACCGGAGUCAGCCGUCCGUCCUUUACUACUCCCUCCGGAGCUUGACUGCCGUGGUAGGAGGGCUGAGCUCUGACGAAGUGACUCUGAUGUCUUCCAUGGUGCCCAAGGUGAUAGCAGCCAUCCGGGAACUCAUUCACGUGAACGAGGUCCACGCAAGCGAAGCGAUGGAGGUUUUUGACGAACUCCUGGAGACGGAAGUCGCCAUCGUGGUCCAGCAUCUCUCUGAAGUCGUGAACUUCUGCCUGGAGGCCAUCCUGAAGCACAAGCUCCUCUCGCCCCUCCUGGCCGCCCUCUUCCCCAUCAUGAGCGCGGAGCCUCCCCCCGGCCAGAUGGACACGGAGGACGAGCUGACCGAGGAGGAGAUCGAAGACCAGGCCGAGGUCCAGAAGCCCAAACACUUCGCCGUCCAGGUGGUGGACAUGCUGGCACUCUACCUGCCCCCAGAGAAGCUCUUCCCCCAGCUGACCCCUCUAAUGGAACCGGCCCUUUUGAGCCCCAACCCUUACCACCGCAAGGCCGGGCUCAUGUGCUUGGCGGUGCUGGCCGAAGGCUGCGGGGAUCACAUCCGCAACAAGCACCUUCAGCCCAUGUUGCAGGUGGUGUGUCGAGCACUGGCAGACGACAGCCAGGUGGUACGCAACGCUGCGCUCUUCGCCUUGGGCCAGUUCUCCGAGAAUCUGCAGCCGGACAUCGCUCGUUUUUCGGACGACAUCAUGCCCCUCCUACUACAUUACCUGGAGGGGGUCCAGCUAACCAACACCACCCACCUGGCGAAGGCUUACUACGCUCUGGAGAACUUCGUGGAGAAUCUGG